Messenger RNA from Didymodactylos carnosus, 1014 nucleotides. The record is from the annotation of a GenBank genome assembly. Lineage: Eukaryota; Metazoa; Rotifera; Eurotatoria; Philodinida; Philodinidae.
AUGGAUAGUUGUUCAUCAAUCGAACAGCAAUUCUAUCGAACAUUAACAGCUUUCAAUUCACGAAGUGCAAACAAAAAUGAUCGAGAGAAAGCUUGUGAAAAUAUUCAAAUACUAUGGAAAACUAUGAAAUCGACUGAAGAAUUAAUUGAUCAUCUUCUAAUUGUUAUUAAUGGCGUUUUGAAUUAUGGAAAACAUUGGAGAAUAGAUGUAUUAGAGAACCGUCCGAACAACAUUAUAAAAAAUCAAUUAAUAACAUCGAACGAAAUAUUAAAAAUUUAUAAUAUGCUACUAGUCACACCUGAUUUUGAUCGUCAACGAUUAUGUUUAUCAUUAAAUGUAACAUUAUUCAAUCGGUUUAAUUAUGAACAUCUAUAUAUAUUAGCAGUGCCACCAGUGUCAUCAAUAAUUGGUACUUCUGAUUCAUCAUUACAUACGAGAUCAUCUUAUGGAAAUGUCCGUUUUCAUAUACCAUUUCGUUCGAUUAUCAAUCAAUAUCCAAAUGCUUAUUGUUUGGGAACACGUAAAUUUGAUAAAGAAUAUUGUCAUACAAUUCUUUUGGCUAACAAUCAACUUAAAACAAUUUAUGGAUUUGGCGAAGAAUUUCCAUUACUUAAUGAAUCUUCAAGUCUAAUACAUUUGUCUCCAUCUAAUAAUAUUACUGAAUCUACUUAUUGGAAGCGUUAUCGUUCUAAAAUUGAUGAAGCAUGGGAUCAAAUUGAUUUUUGUAUUCCUAUACCUGAUCAGUUACUAUUUGAUCCUCAACAAAUAGAAAUUAAAAUUGAUUUUAUUGAUCAUGAGAAAGAUUUGUGUAUACCAUCAUUGAAAGCUCGACGAAGAAAUAUUAACAAUUGGAAAUGUGAAAAUUUAACUGCACAUGAUGCAAUGAUAGAGUUUGUUCGUCGAAGUCUUGAAAUAAAAAACUCAAAGUUUUUUGAUUCAUUAGAACCAUUAUUUGAUGAAGAUUUAUGGAAAAAAUUGCAAGAUAUACGUCAAGAACGAUUGUUAUCCACAUAA